AUGAGCAAACAGUUUGAUGUUUGGUAUCAUGACCCCCAUGAAGUCACAUGGAACAUUCUGGCUAACCCUGACUAUGUAAAUGAGUUUGAUUAUUGGCCAUUCCAUGAAUUUUCGGUCAACAAGGAUGAAUGUCGCUUCCAGGACUUUAUGUCAGCUGAUUGGGCCUGGCAGCAAGCGGAUAUUAUCGCCACUGAUCCCAGCAAUCUCGGAGCUACAUUUGUACUGAUAAUACUUGGAAGUGACAAGACCACUGUAUGCCAUGUCAAAGCCCGAGAUUGUCCAUAUAUCAUGGACUACGAGGAGCAGGUGUUACUUAUGUCGAUCAUGAGGAGAUGGUGUCUGAGAGAGGCCCUCUUUGAAGAGGAUAGAUUCAGUAGCAUGCUGUGGAGUGAAUUUGGUAUUGUUGGAGAAGUCAUGCUUAUCGCACCAGAUCUCCUUCACCAGAUUAUUAAAGGCUGCUUCAAGGACCAUCUUGUUGCAUGGGUGGAGAGGUACCUCCAUCAUAUUCACAGAAAACGCGAAGCAGAGUGCAUUAUGGAUGAUAUAGACCAAUGUCUGGCUGCUGCUGUUCCAUUCACUGGCUUGCAAUGUUUUCUGCAGGGCUGUGGAUUCAAACAGUGGACUGGGGACGACUCAAAGGCGCUCAUAAAGAUAUAUCUGCCUGCAAUAGAAGGCCAUUUACCAACCGAUGUCAUCCGCACAUUUCAUGUGUUUUUGGAAUUCUGCUACCUAGUCCGAAAGAACACCAUCAUGUAG
Molecule: messenger RNA, 756 nt
Organism: Suillus bovinus
Lineage: Eukaryota; Fungi; Basidiomycota; Agaricomycetes; Boletales; Suillaceae
Exons: 7
Coding region: 1-756 (251 amino acids)
Source: RefSeq, a predicted model, not a curated record